GAUAGUAGGUUUCUGUGUCAAAUAGUCGGCACUUAUCUUUAGUGUCAUCUCUAGGUUAACUUUUAGUGUAGAAUUUAAGCAAAAUCAUAGAUUUGAAAAAUACCACUUAAAAGCAAAACAUGUUAUUUGAAAGUAGUUGAAGUUAUUUAUAAAACAGUUUAUGUAACAAAGUAUGUCCUCCAAUUGUGAUAUCCAUAGUCCACAGUUAUGUUCUAAGGGCAAAACACCACUUAUCCAAAAACCCUCAGCUUCUAAAAUUAGUUUAAAGAAAAAUGAAAAAAAUACAAACUCUACUAUAAGCUUUAAAAAUGAGACCAAACAAUUACCUAAAAAUUUUACUAACGAAAAUUUUAAUUUAACUAAUUCAAGACCUAUUACAUAUGAAAAUAAUGAGACUGAUGAUGAAUCGGAAAGUGAUUUUGAUGCAAUGUCUGUAGCCAGUAGAUACCAUAGUGGAGAUAAUUUAGAAUACCAAAUGGAUACUGAAAGGGAUUUCACGAAGCCAUCUGCCACAAUCGAAGACUUAAUUGAAGAAAAUCCAAUAAAUCAUAUAUCAAAUAAAACGAAAUCCUGUAAUUGUUCCUGUAGAAAUUCUAGUCAAUAUUGCGAUGCCGCAAAAUGCGCCACACCAAAGAUUUUCUUCGAAGACGGAAUCAGAUCUGUAGAUUACGUUUUAGUAUGGGACGCUUUCAAUCAAAACGCCAUAGAGGAGAAAGCGUACGAUAAAAGAAAAACGUUUGAAACAAAUUUAAAAAGAGAAGGUUUACAAUUGGAAUUUGGAAAGCAAGAACCCAACGGACUGAAUUUUGUGAAGAUUCAUGUUGAAAACGAAGUUUUGAGACGAUAUAGUGAGAUAUUGAAAUUAAGAAUGCCUAUGAAAGAGGAAUUAUGUAAGGAACCCAAGGAAUCUGACAGUUACAACGUUUUUGCUAGUAUCGGUCAAAAGAUUCCAGCCCUUCGGCAAAUAUCAAGACGAACAAAUUUUUUCAUAGAUAAUAUAAGUAGUCGUUGGGACAAAUUAAAAUCUUAUAUAACCAUUGAUGACAGUACUUUCCCUGAUAAAGAGCAUCGGUUUACUGCCAUUUAUAGUAGAGAUAAGGAAUAUCUGUUUGAUGUCGAUUCCCCCUUUUUCUUCACACCAGCAAUACGAUCUAGAAUAGUACAGUUUAUUUUAGAUAGAAAAAGAUUCAGUGAGAGUGGUAACGACUUCGAAUUUGGUAUAGAGAGAUUAUUAAAUGAUAAGACGUACGCAGCGGCGUACCCAUUACACGAUGGUGAUUUAAGGCGCCAAGGCUCAACGAGACAUUUACUAUACGUAGAAUGGGCGUCUUUAAAAAAAUGGUACAAGUAUCAACCACUCAAUUACAUAAAGGAAUAUUUUGGUGUGAAAAUUGGUUUCUACUUUGCCUGGUUGGGAUUUUACACUCAAAUGUUAAUACCAGCAGCUCUAGUCGGCCUAAUAUGUUUCAUAUAUUCUUGUGCUACUUUAUAUUCCAAUAUUCCGAGUGAGGAUAUAUGCAAUGAAAAGAUCAAAGAAAAAAUGUGUCCGCUUUGUGAUGUCUGGUGCAGUUAUUGGAAUAUUUCUGAAUCUUGUGUUCAUGCAAGAAUAACGUACCUUUUCGACAAUCCGACUACAGUAUUUUUCGCCAUAUUUAUGUCCGUUUGGGCUACUUUAUUUAUGGAAAUGUGGAAGAGAUAUUCUGCGGAAAUAACUCACAGAUGGGACGUAACUGGUUUCGAUAUACAAGAAGAACAUCCUAGACCUCAAUAUUUAGCACGUUUAGCCCAUGUUACAAGGAAACAAGUUAAUGUUAUAACAAACACAAUGGAACCUCUUGUGCCUUAUUGGAAAAUGCGAGUACCUAUGACUAUACUCAGUUUUUCAGUUGUACUACUUUUGAUCGCUUUAGCUCUUGCAACAGUUGUAGCAGUUGUUCUCUAUCGUAUGUCCAUUUUAGUAUCUCUAAAAGCAUUCAAUCCAUAUGCUGCUGUAGUUGUAGACAACAGUUCGGCAAUGUUAUUCACCACCUGUACUUCUGCCUGCAUCAAUUUAGUUUUUAUUGUGAUAUUUAAUUAUAUUUACACAUACGUAGCUAAAUACUUAACAGAAUACGAAUUACUUAGAACUCAGACUGAAUUCGAUGAUUCCUUAACAUUAAAGAUAUAUUUAUUACAAUUUGUUAAUUAUUACGCUAGCAUAUUUUAUAUCGCAUUUUUUAAAGGAAGAUUCGUUGGUUAUCCUAAAAAAUACAAUAGGGUUUUUGGUUAUAGACAAGAAGAGUGUGGACCCGGUGGAUGCCUAACUGAACUUUGUAUCCAACUGGCAAUAAUUAUGGUAGGCAAACAAACCAUGAACACUAUUUUAGAGAUGCUAUUUCCGUUAUUUUUCAAAUGGUUGAAUACCUUGAAAGUCAAAACUGGUUUAACCGCCCAGCAACAGUUAUGUAAAAACUGCCGACCUCAAUGGGUGAAAGAUUACAAACUGGUAGAAUGGGGACCUAGGAGUCUGUUUCCGGAAUAUUUAGAAAUGGUUCUUCAAUAUGGUUUUGUAACAAUAUUCGUAGCGGCGUUUCCGUUAGCGCCAUUUUUUGCUUUGAUAAACAACAUUCUCGAAAUGCGACUAGACGCCCAAAAACUUUUAACUUUUUAUCGAAGACCCGUUUCUCAGAGGGUUCGCGAUAUUGGAGUUUGGUACAGAAUUUUAGAUUCCAUAGGAACAUUGUCUGUAGUAACAAACGGUUUCAUUAUAGCAUUCACAUCAGAAUUUAUUCCAAGGCUUGUCUAUUUAACGAAUCACAAUAAUUUGGAAAAUUAUUUAAAUAACUCAUUAUCAUAUUUCAAUACAAGUGAUUUUAUCAAUUCGUCGAGGCCCAACAAAUGGGAUUCAGAAUCUGUUUGCCGGUAUCCAGAUUAUAGAGAACCACCAGGAACCUCGAACGAAUAUCUUAGAACUUCUUUGUAUUAUCAAAUAUUGGCAGCAAAACUAAUGUUUGUAUUAGUUUUUGAAAACGUGGUGUUCUUCAUAUUAACUGUUGUCAAAUGGUUGAUACCGGAUAUUCCCAUGGAUCUUCGGGAUCAAAUAAGAAGAGAAGCAUACAUUACAAAUGAAAUUAUUAUUAUACAGGAAACUCAGAGGGCGAAAUCUGGAAUAAAAUGUAAAACCCCCUCAGAAUUAGAAAAGAUAAAGAAUCUUAAUGAAGCACCAACAUCUCUAGAACAAUGGGAUAGAGUGCUGAGUGAAUCGAUUGGUCGUUUCCAAGUUAACCGGUUAAACUGUACGAUUCCAUCAAAUUCUACUCGCGAAUCUCCACAUUCGCAAGUUAGUAUUUAACGUCGUUAUGCUCUUUCAUUGUUAUUAAUCACUUAAAUUAUCGAGGUAGCUAUUUUAAUACCAUAAAGCUGUUCUUCAAAUACAUUUUAUCGUAUAAAUAAUUGCUAGCCAAUUGAUGGAAAACAAAAUUAUAUGUUUGAUAAAAAAUAUUUUGUAACUUUAUAUUUCAUUGUGGUACUAUAGAAGCUAUUUCUAUUUGAGCACAAAUAUGAUAAAUUAUAAUAUAGUAUGUGACUCAUUACCAUGAAUAGAAUAAAAUUUCUAUUUUUCAUCGUUAUAAUUCCAAAAUCUUUGAAAUAUUAAAUUUCAUUUGAAAAAAAAAAAGGAAGUUAUUAGGUAUAUAAAUUUUAUUUUCUAUAAAUUUAGUACAGACUUUAUAAACCGCAAUGUUAGAUUCUUUUAAUAGAUAAGAUUAAGUUGUUUAGGGAGUCGUUUUCAAAAAAAAAUAUUUGAACAAUAAAAUUCAAUGAAACAUAAAGAAAACUACAAAGAUUUAAAUAAUAAAACUAGAAGAGUGGUCUUCCAGGGGGAGCACUGGAAUGACUCUUUAUACGAAGAAAAAAAUUAAAAAUAAAUGUAUAAAAAUAUAUUACGAAAAAAACUGACAUAAUUGACCAAUGUGGUUAUUCUAUAUGCUUACAAAUAUCAUUUUUAAAGCGAGAAAUUGAAAGGAUUCUAAUGGGAAAAAAGAUUUAGAACUGUUUCAAACAAUAUGGAAAAUUAACCUGGUAACUCCUCUGGCAACCCACUCGGCUGUUAAAACUCCUGGUAACUCCUUCCUCGGGCAUCGGUAUGGCGGAAAAAAGUAAUUUCUAUUCUACUCCGUAACGACAGUCGAAUUCUUCACUACAGGUACACGCAAUGAAGAUUGAAAAAUACAAAAAUUUUAUAUAUUGUCUCUGGUCUACUCCCUUUAUAAGGAUGGCUUGAAAAAACUCUGGGAGACACGCCACAAUAUAACACAGAUAUAAUUAUAUCAGAAACGAUCUUCUUCUUAGACUCUCAGACUCAGACGACUCAGAAGAGAGCGUUUUACUAACUCUUGCAACCGUCUUCGAUGUAGAACUGCCAACUUAGUACUAUCAACAAUAAGCAUUUUGCUUGACCUAUCAGCUCACAUACAAAGUAUACAUUGAAUUUAUUCCAAGUUACCUCUACACGGAGACGGAGUGUAACAAUUACUCAGUAUCUCUUUGUUGUGACUCCAAAAUAAGUAGGAUCCUCCAAAAAGAGGCUAUUUUUCGGUUUUUUUUGUCCUACAUCUCAAAGCUUUAUUCCUUCUAGGUACCUAAUUCUUUUACUGAAAUAUGUAGAGGACAUUGGUAAAGUAAAUAAUUUCAGAUAAUAACUUUUUAGCUGAUAUGGUUAUAGAUCUUUUGGACUGUUUUAGGCCUAGAUUAUUUCUGUACUGAGACUCUAUUUAAUUUUUCAGCUAUCUGAACAUUCAGUUUGUUUUUGAUGUGACCGCGUAUAAGGCCAUAGUAAGUAGAACUGUGAGCCAAAAUAUAGUGUCGUCGCCUCUUUUUUACCAAGGCUUUUGCCUAGUAAACACCUUAGGCUUAAUUUGCUUCUAAUAACUAGUGCUUUUAGAGUUUGUUUACACUCACUCGCUAACGUGGACAUGCACUCAAUAACUUUCAAGGCCGCUCGGCUAUCAGAGAUAAUGUAAAUGUGCUUUCUAGCGAGAUUUAUGAGCUCAUAUGUUUAGUGCUAGCAAGACUGCUUGAAAAAUAGUGAGUGGUUUGGAGAGCUUACAUUAAAGCAUGAAAAUACCCAAUCCAGCUCCUCACACUAGCUUCGAAAUAUCUGUAUAUCAGAGGAUUUCUGUGUACAUGAUACUUGGCAUUUGGUCUAUUGCUUUCGAGCUUUAUUAGUAUUGGUUCUAGUAAGGCAAAACUUUGGUGAAAUUGCAACUCGAGACCAAUCAACGCCAUCGUACUGCUUCAACUUGCCAAUCAAUUUUUAAUUCUCUAUCUAUCUAUCUAUCUCUAUUUGACUCUUAAGUAUAGAAGGAUAGUGAGAGGAUCGACAUGGAGGAUUACUAAAUUUUUAAUAGCAUGUAAUCCAAUUAGAGUAGUUUUAAGGAGUUUUAUUCCUUUUGUGUCCAACUUUCAACACUCACAAGGUGGUAACUAUACCUGACGCCAGAUUCAAAACUGAAUUGUUCAAAAUCUUUUACAUUUGAUCAUAGAGUUUAUUCCUCAAAAAUUUAUAUACCUAGUAAACUACUGAUAUGACCAAUAAACGUAAUAAGAUCAAGAUCAAUAAAAAAAUCUCAUAAAAUACUCUUCAACAUAUCAAACUCAUAUAUAUUUUUUAAGAAUUUAUUUAUAUCGAUAAGUUUCUCAAAAAUCUAGUAAAUAAUAUUUUCCAAACCAACGAUAUUGUUUCGAUCAGUUUUCUUAGGAUUGUAUAUGUGUGUGUUGUUAAAAAUUCAAAUUAUUAUAAUAAAAAAUAGUGAUACUUGUUAAUGAUAUUAUUUAGUUUAUAUGUUGUUACGAUGAUCCGGGAAUUUCCCGAGGAACUUCUAAUUUGCUUUUAAUAUAACACCCUGGUUUUAUUGCUUAUUGGAAACAUUAUAUGUUUGAAAUUCAUUCAGUUCAUUAUUAUUCCAUUUUUUUGCAAAUUUUGACAGAUCCAGAUUAACAAAAAAUUAUUUUUUGGAAACAAAAAGAAUCUAGUCAACAAUUAUCUUAAUUUGACUGAACUAAGUCUGAAGCAGCUUUCUAAUUAUUUAGAAAUCAAUAAAAAUAUGAGGACUCAAGAUUUAGUAGUUGAUUCGGUUAUAUCAAAUACUAUUUAAACUACUUUUUUUAAUCAUAUCUCUUUUUUCUUCUCUAAUGAAUUUUACGCUAGGGUAAGUUUUUGCUUGCAACUCUAUAUUUGAAUAGAAAUAUUUCUGUAAAAUUUUGGGAAAACUAAAUUUGAAUAUAUAUUAAUGUUUACGUGUUAAUUGUAUAUUUCUAGUCUUUGUACAUUUUAAUCUAAAAUCGGUUGUGAUGUUUCAAAUACUGCUUGUUAAUAAUAUACUUGCCCAUUAUCCAUCUAUUAUUUUUACAGUUAAAUAAAAAUAUUUUCAAAUAAA
This is a messenger RNA of Diorhabda carinulata, 6416 nucleotides long. RefSeq names its product anoctamin-5 (gene subdued). Gene Ontology annotation, cellular component: plasma membrane. Gene Ontology annotation, molecular function: chloride channel activity; protein dimerization activity. The record is from RefSeq and is a predicted model, not a curated record. Gene Ontology annotation, biological process: chloride transmembrane transport. The transcript has 17 exons. Bases 173 to 3331 code for a protein of 1052 amino acids. NCBI's taxonomy places the organism in Eukaryota, Metazoa, Arthropoda, Insecta, Coleoptera, Chrysomelidae.